GGCAACGCAGGAGUGGAAUUUCACUUCCUGUAUCUCUCUCAGGUGACUCACCUGGGCCAUGUCGUCGACAGCUCAGGUUUUUGUCGGUAUCAAACGAAGGAAUCUGUUAUGAGAGUUUCACAAUUGGAAAGGUACUGAUUCGUGUGGACGUUUUGAUUCAAUUCUGUGUGCACAGGGCAGGACGUCAGGAGUUGUAUUUUUCUUUGUUUUUGUACUUGAACGGAAGUUUUACCUGUGAGAAGAAAGAGGACGUUGUUUUUGGGGCCUAAACACAACUGGAACUAGUUAACUUAAAUAUUACGCCUAACUUCUAUUUUCUACUGACCCCAAAGUCAUUCCCGUUCUGAUCUUGAUUUGAUUGGCGUGGAAAUAUAAAGAAGACUUUUAAAAUGUUUUCCCUCCUUAAGGGACAAUAUGGAGCGUCUGUGCUGCUUCUAAUGUUGCUGCUGGACUGCUCCCUAUGCCAGGAGGUCGGGGAGGAAUGUCUGGCUAAGUUUAAACCGGGUCAGGCGGAUUUUAUUCUCGAUGCCGAUGAGUCAGUAAAAGACGGGGCUACCUUCAUUUCGUCCCCGAAACUGACUGGAUACAGGGACUGCGUGAGCGCAUGCUGCAAGGAGCCCAGGUGCAACGUCGCCGUCAUGGAGAAAGCAGUCGAAGUGGGCCAGGUCAAAUCCUGCUUUCUGUUUGACUGUCUAUACAAACAGAAAUACGCAUGCCGCUUUGUCAAGAAGAAGGGAUACAUCAGUUACGUCCUGGACUCUGUUUAUGAGAGCUAUCUUGAAGUGGAUCUUCCCCCAAAUGAAUCGGACCGUCCACCUAUUGCAAACGGAGGUCCGGACCGGGUGGUCCAGCCUCAGGACACUGUUAAACUGAACGGUAUGAACAGCAAAGAUGACAAGGGGAUUGCUUCCUUCCAGUGGAAAAUGCUCACUGGAUACCCUCAUGCUGUCUUUGAGGAUAGCAACUUUGACGACGAGAUUACUGUAUCCAAUCUGACAUCUGGGGUGUACAAGUUCCAGCUGACUGUCACAGACACAAUUGGCCAGUCGGACUCCACCAAGGUCACUGUCCUGGUCCUGACUCCUGAGCAGUCUGAUCACCACUGUAUGGCUCCAAUGAAGGUUGGACCGUGCCGGGGGUCAUUUCUUCGCUGGCAUUACAACGGUGCGUCACUGAAGUGUGAGCAGUUCACGUUUGGGGGCUGCAGGGAGAAUCUCAACAACUAUCUCUCAAAGGAGGAAUGCACCAACGCCUGCUCCAGCCAAGGUGCCAGAAGUGGUCGAGGUUUGCCCCUUCCUGAUUCUCAAGGAGAAACGUGUGGAGCUCCGUGUACCACAGAUCAGUUCACAUGUGCCAACGGCUGCUGUUUGCACCCUGGCCUGGAGUGUGACUCAACCCCACAAUGCAGUGACGGCUCAGAUGAGUUUAAAUGCGAGGAUUUGAACAAAAACUUCCGUAUCCUGCUGCAGAUUCCACUGGAUGAACAGAAAGUACGCUGCACAGAGUUUCCUGACACAGGAAACUGCCAGGACACAAUCACAAAGUGGUACUACAACCCCCUCUAUCAGAAGUGCUUCCGAUUCAACUACGGUGGCUGCCUAGGAAAUGAGAACAGAUUUGAGAAUGACGUGGCCUGUAUGAAAGUUUGCCGGGGAGUAACAGAACAAGAUGUUUUUGCAAGAAAGGAGGAAUUUGAAAGAAAUGUGUCUACAAGCCAAACAGGUGUUUUGGCGAUAGCAGCCCUGCUCGGCUUAGCUAUCCUCAUCCUGCUGUGCGUCUUAGUGUACUUCCUGGUGAAGGGAAAGAAAAAGUCUCCACAACACCAACGUGUGGCCGUCAACAACGUCCCGGUCAGCUUCGAGGACAGAGAACGUCUGGUCUACAACAGCACCACCAAGCCUAUCUGACCCCUUAGAGCUGACUUUUAUCCCCCUUCUUGCUGCGUCACACCACUGAUCAAACUCAGAUUGAUGAGGAAAUAAUGUGUUGACUGGAGGGGGGAUCUGUUUUGUCCAUAUAUGGAUGUAUUUUGUAAGGGUGAUACACAAAGAAGGCAAAACAUCUGAAAUAAUGAAAUGUGACAUCUUAAUAUUUUAUUUUUAGCUUGUUUUUUUUAAUGCAGUGUUUUGUUAAAAAUAUUUGUUUGAUGUUAGUUUGUACUCAGGUUGAACUGGAAGGAUUGUCUGUAGUGUAAAGGUAGAUCACCACUGAAAAUCAGACUCUAUCCCCCCAUUUUCAUAAAUAUUUCCUGCUUUGUUUAAUGUCAGACACAAACUUGUCAGAAGUUCCAUAUUGGUGUGUUACUACAAAGUAAGUCUUGAUUUCACUGAGAUCUGGAAAAUUGUGUGGAUGUUAAUGUCAAAAGGAUGAUCCUUUCAAUAUCUUGAAAUCCUGCCUCGUCAGCUUUACCUCUGUCACUUUGUUUUUAUCCAGUUUAUACGGCCAUGUUACGUUGAAUUACACAAAAAUUGCUCAAUAUUGUACAUAAUCAUAGAAUUUUGAGAAAGUAAUAUUUUACAUAAGCUUAUUAUGUCAUGAUUUUUCUGACGUGUUUUUAGAACAAUCAUAAUGCAUACGUUCAAUGAUGCUUAAGGAUACAUUAUAAAGCAGCCUUGUUGUUGAAUAUUCAACAUUUUAAAUGUUGUACAUAUGACCUUAUAUAGGCUUCCUGUAACUUUAGUGGUACCGUGAUGUUUAUAUGAAAUAAAAAUAUCAACUUAGA
Molecule: messenger RNA, 2722 nt
Organism: Labrus mixtus (cuckoo wrasse)
Lineage: Eukaryota; Metazoa; Chordata; Actinopteri; Labriformes; Labridae
Gene: spint1a
Product: serine peptidase inhibitor, Kunitz type 1 a
Exons: 10
Coding region: 390-1907 (505 amino acids)
Molecular function (GO): protein binding; serine-type endopeptidase inhibitor activity
Source: RefSeq, a predicted model, not a curated record